AUGCUGGAUCGGGAGCUGUCCAUGCUGCGGUUGAGCGAGAAUGAACCUGUGCAGCCCGUUCUGGACAAGAUGAGGGAACUCUACGCGAAAUUGGCGAUUGCAGGCAUCACUUCUCCAUGGGUUGAACAAGCACAUGAGGAUCAAGUGGCAUUGGCUGCGGAAGGAGGUAAAGCUUGGGACACUGGAUCCGAUCUACGUGAAAACUCAGCAACAGCCAGCUGACUUCCUUACCAAGCGGCUAGCUGAAGAGCCACACUGGCGCUGUGCAAGGAUGGCGGGAAUAUCCUUGAAUUAGAGACGGCGAAAUAAGCCGACAGUCUGAGGGGGAGUGUGUUGGUGCAUAUUCGUUUGCACGUCAUCCUGUCGUCUGUUCGCAUCAUUUC
Closterium sp. NIES-67 is the source of this 383-nucleotide messenger RNA. The record is from the annotation of a GenBank genome assembly. NCBI's taxonomy places the organism in Eukaryota, Viridiplantae, Streptophyta, Zygnematophyceae, Desmidiales, Closteriaceae.